Messenger RNA from Paraphaeosphaeria sporulosa, 4008 nucleotides. RefSeq names its product alpha/beta-hydrolase. The transcript has 2 exons. The coding region runs from base 302 to 3529 and encodes 1075 amino acids. The record is from RefSeq and is a predicted model, not a curated record. Lineage: Eukaryota; Fungi; Ascomycota; Dothideomycetes; Pleosporales; Didymosphaeriaceae.
GCACGAGCCAGGAGAUUCAAUCCCUUUGCCACUGCGUGCUUUCUGUCCCACCUCUCGCCGGCCGCUCCUCGUCAGGCCUCGUCUCGCAGCGUGCCGUGUGUGUCGAAGGCGUUGCGCGCACCCCGUCGCGGCCUGCAGCCCAGCAAACGCCUUGCAUGCAGAACUAGCUAUGCACUGAUCUCCACUGCACCGGCACUUUUACUCCCCAUCGCGGACAAGACGUCCCUCGCCUCGGCGACCGCGCUGUUGCGCCCCAACUGCUGUUCUGACGGCUCCCUGGCGCAGCCAGCAAGCAGGCAGAAUGGACGUCCAACCACAGCUACACCCGCCGGUCCCAAGCCUCCCCGCCGACGCCAGCGCCAAACCCGCGGCGACCCGCCCGCGACGACGAAGCUCAGUGCCCGCCGUGCCCGCCGACAUCCACGUGAAGAAGCGCUCCGCCAACAUCAUCCGCACCCAGACGGCGUCGCCCGAGGUCAUCUCGUCCCUGAUCGACUCGCUGUCCGCCAUCUCCGCCUCCAAGGACAACUACUUUGAGAACCUGCCGCUCGGCUACGGCGAGAGCCUUUCCGUCCCAACCAGCCCGCACGACCGCCACGAUGCCGUGUCUGCGGCUGGCGCCUUCCAGAGCCUGAGCAGGCAGCCGUCCAGCCUGGACAUCGACGACGCAUGCGAGCCGCCCGUCAUCAAGACGUCGAAGCCGCCCUCGGGCUACUCGCCCUUGACUGCGCCCAAGAAGAAGGACAAGGAGAACUCGUUGCGGAGCUACAUGAGCAGAGGGGGAGACAGCUCGGCGUCGGUGCACUCGGCGCAGUCUCUACGCUCCGUGAGCAGCAUCGGCAACAUCAGCGUCGAGGCGGGGAUCCCCAGGAAGCCAUCCGACAGCAGCACCAGGACCUCUGCCGAGAGCAAGCGGAGCGCAAAAGCACACCGCAGCCUGAUGUUCAUGCCUUCGCGGGAGAGGCUGCGGUUGAAGGAUGCCGAGCGGAAACGCCACACCAUACAGACGCAGGCGCAGCCAACAGAUGCUGCAGUGCUGCCCGACAUCGCGAGGAAGCCUGUGCCGAAGCGGUCGUUUGCAGAGGACACCAUCAACGAGGAACCAGUGGUUGCAGAAUCGUCUCGAGCUGCCGGAUCCCGUCCCGCUCGCAGUAUCCUGAAUUUUGUAGACGGAAACGACGGAGGAAGUCCCACAGAAAAGAAUCUGAUCCCAGAACGCGGCUCAUCGCUCCGACACUCUGGCUCACCGUCGCGAAAGAGCAAAAAAGGCGAUCGUGGCAAGUCGACUCGCCAUGACUCGUAUAGAGCAAGCACCGUGCUUGAGGAGGAUGAAAACGUUGAUCAGGACACUGCGCCAGACGACAAAAUCUUACAGGAGCUCGAAGACAAGGACGACGAGGUUGCGCGCAGAAUUCGUGAACUGCGAAAGCAGAAGAUGUUGCGCGACAAAACAGCCGGCAAGCAGCCUGUCGGCGUCCAUGCAGGGGCUUCCGUAGGCAGCGCCCGCGUUUCACCCGGUGCAACCAUACAGCCAUCCCCAACCUCAUCUGUAUCAAGCAUGUCGGAGAGACGAAUGCAGGACCCCACCAAAGCACACAGAGUGCUGGGGAUCACAAUGCAACAAGGUGCGCCCGACUCCCAAGAACGCCAGCUACCGGAACUUCCCAAUGGGAAUAAUAGGAUCGACAAAACCAGGAUGCAGGUGCGUGGGCACACACGGACCAGGAGCUCGACUACAAACGACAUUGACGAGCUUACCCCGCUUCCGAUCAAUUAUACACUCGCACUUCAGUCUCUGGAACGGCUCGACAGUAAUCCUCCGCCACCCAGCAGUGGUAACACUUCGACUACCGUCAGCGAGAAGGCCAGCAGCACGCCGCCGCGCCGGGCAAAAUCCAUGGCCGUAGGAGGGCGAUCUGCGGCCGGCCGCAAGUCAAUGAUCAUAGGCGCACCCCCGGAGCACAGAUCAAGCACAGGUGUAAACACCCGCGAGAGCAGCGACAGCGUCUCAAGGCCGAUUCGUUCCGCUAGUGAAGAGCUUGCAACUCGACGUGAGACCCUAGGCCUACCGCCAUCUACUUCGAACAGCCUCAAGCACCGACCUACUGUCAAGAAGAAACGAUGGUCCCACCCCGACCUACCUGUGAAAGCAGAAAAGGCGCACAAUGCGAAGGUUGAUGCUCUUAAUGCUGCGACCGCAAGGGGAGUGCAGAUCCGCGCACUGCCUGUUCAAAGCCCACCUCAUUCCGUCAUCGAGGAACGACCAGCAAGCAUCGAUUCGAUCGAUAUGGAGGUCGAAGGCUAUCUCAAUUCACCGCGCUUGUCGCAAAGGAUACGCCAUCCCCAGACUGGACGCGUCAUCUCGUUCUCCGAAGUGGGCGAUCCGCAAGGCUUUGCUGUUUUCGUCUGUGUGGGUAUGGGCCUAACAAGAUAUGUGAUGGCGUUCUAUGAUCAGCUGGCCCUGACGCUGAAGUUGCGACUGAUCACUCCGGACCGUCCUGGUAUUGGAGGGAGCCAAGUGGAUCCCAAUGGAACUCCUCUAAGUUGGCCAGACGAUGUUUUGGUAAUCUGUCAAACUCUCAAGAUUACGAAGUUUUCCCUCCUUGCACACUCGGCCGGUGCCGUCUAUGCUCUUGCCACAUCACUACGUAUGCCACAGCAUAUCCGCGGUCAAGUGCAUCUUCUUGCGCCCUGGAUCCCUCCUUCGCAAAUGGCGCCCAUUGGCAUCAACCAGGACCAGCCUCCCACGCAACAGCUCCCUAGGUCUCAACGCUUCCUCCGCGCUUUACCGCCAUCUCUGUUGAAGGUUGCCAACUCGACCUUCCUCAGCGCCACCAGUGCGAGCCUCCAGCGUACUGGCCCAAAGAACUCACCCAAGACCAAGAGAAAGAGCGUUAGCCCGGCAUUUGAUACGACUCCUCAGGAGCGACCAGUCACACGACCGGAACUUGGAAAUGCCAGGCGGGAAUCCAUGAUGAAGAUGGAUCAAGUCAUUCCAAAGACCAGUUCACUAUCCCUCGCCCUUGCAAACCCGGCGGACCCGAACUACGAGAAGGCCAGGCAGAUGAAGGAAGCCUUUACAUUUGCCGAACGCCAACGACAGCACGACUUUGACGAACGUCUCACAUUUGCCAUCUGGGACCGCGCGACUGCGCACGCAAACCCCGCAACUGAUCUUAUCGUAUGCCUCGAGACGAAACAGACCAUUGGCUUCAGAUACGAGGACAUCAACCGCUCCGUCGUCAUCCACCACGGCAGCAAGGACACCCGCGUGCCGGUCGACAACGUCCGCUGGCUGGGUCGUCUGAUGCGCAAAUGCGAGGUGCGGAUUCUGGAGGGCGAGCAGCACGGUCUCAUGGCCAGCGCGCAGGUCAUGGGCAACGUGCUCACGGAGAUGGCGAGCGACUGGGAAGACUGGACUACGGUUGUGCAGGGCAAGGCGCACGGGGAGCGCAGCAUCUCACGGAAGCGCACGGCCGAGCGCCUGCGCAACAUCGCGAGCAGGCACGGUAAAGACACGGCGAACUGAUCCGAACCUUUCCAACGGCAGACGGCCUCACGAUACCAUUCGAUGCGACUCCAUGCGGUAAUGAUGACGAGACGGCAGAGCGUUGUGUGCGACUUUUCUGGCACGUGUUUUGACGACGACUUUACUUCUCCCCUUGCAAGGCUUUUGCUUCUUUUCUGGAUUGAUGGAUGCUUUGUUCACUAUUAUCCACUUCCUCACAGCCAAUUCUGUUGUACUUUUUUCUCUUUGGCAGUGCUUUUUGACUUCUUUGACUACCCUACCCUGUUUUCGGCGAAUAUACCCUCGGUUUGGCGCGCGGGACCGGUUGGCUGCAUGAUGAAUGUUUGGUGCCUGGAUUUUUGGAAAGAGCCUCGAGCUAUUGAACAGCGCUCGGAAUGACUAAAGGAGGUGGGUGGAGGGGGGCGGGGUGGAAGCAUGUGCACAAAGCCUCAUGCUAUGCUAUACGGUACUGUGAUUAAAUAGAUAAACCUUAAUACCAC